GCAGCAGCAGGCGCGCAGGAGACGCGCUUGGAGACGGUCUGAAGCCGCAAUGGGAGUUUACGCAUCCAAGUUUCAAGAGUUCCUGCUACCGGCGUCGCUGCACUAAACAAAGACUCCGGUUUCUGUUUUCUCCCUCCCUCUCUCUCUCUAUUUCUCUCUCUUCCUCCCUCUCCUUUCGUGUAUGAGAGAGAGAGAGAGGUCUUCUAUGCGCCUUUUUUUUUGGUAUGAGGCGUUUCUAGCACAGGAUGUUGAUGAUUUUGGAAAGCCGGGUAAGAUCAUAAAGUCAGUUCUCUCUGAUGAGAGACACCUCCACCUCACCGCUACAUAAACACACACAAAAAAAGGGAAGCACGGUGGAAGUACUUUUUCAUUACCUCCAACACAAGGAUUUAUUUCAUAGUUAUUUUUCUGAAUGUCAUUAAGAAGCAGAGGGGCUUUUCUCAAAGACAGAAUGGAUCACUUUGCUGCAGAGUGCCUUGUUUCAAUGUCCAGUCGUGCAGUUGUUCACCCCCCUAAGGGCAACAGGGAGAUUAAACCGGAGAUCCCGACCUCCUCCAGGACUGGGGAGGAAAUAAAGGAGCCCCUGGUGAAGGAGAACUCCUCGCUUUUCGUGGUGGCGAGGAUCCUGGCGGAUUUUAAUCAGCAGACACCCAACGGGGUGGCCGAGCAGGCAAAGAUAAAGGAGGAGAUCACGCCGAACCUGAGAGAGGAUGGAAACCCUGCCACACCUACCGCCACCUCCGAUCCUGCGCUCAGACAAAGAGGCAAGAGAUCGAGAGGUCGGACUGAGCAGGAGCCACCUCAGAAAAAGCACAAAUGCAACUAUUCUGGCUGUGAAAAAGUUUAUGGCAAAUCCUCCCACCUCAAAGCCCACCUAAGGACACACACAGGUGAACGGCCUUUCCCAUGCACCUGGCCUGACUGCAUUAAGAAAUUUGCCCGUUCUGAUGAGCUGGCCCGCCACUACCGUACCCACACGGGGGAGAAGAAGUUUGGCUGCCCGCUCUGCGACAAACGCUUUAUGCGCAGCGACCACCUGAUGAAACAUGCCAGGCGCCACUCCGAUUUCCAGCCCAGCAUGUUAAAGAAGCCUCACGGCGGGACCAAUACGCGCCCAGGCUCUCUCAGCGACUACAGCCGCUCAGAUGCAUCCAGUCCCACCAUCAGCCCCACCCUCAGUCCAGCCAACUCGCCUUAAACUGAAACUUGGUCGCACUUUUCUGGCCCCCAGACUGUGAGGCCUGCAAUUUCAUCAUAACACUUUUGUUGCACAGUUGUGAGCAACCCGCCACCCCCUCCUUUGCUAUUCCUGCGCUUGCUGUGGUGUACCAUACUGUACAUAAGUGCUUAUUGUAGUGCAAUUACUUGUGUGAUCCUAAAAGAAGAUAAUGCCUUUCCCAGAUGGCGGUAUUUCCAUUCUGUACCACAUGUCUGUAUUUUCUGAGCUUCUGACUAUGGCUAGUUGUUAGUUGUAUAUUCAGUUUCGAAGAAGGAAAUGAAAAAAACAGACAGACUUCCUCAUAAGUCUUAUCAAUAUGUUUAGAUUUUAACUGAUUUCUUUUUUUUUAUUGAACGGGUCAGGAGAAGGGGUACACACAAACACACACACCUCAGGAUUUAAGACAGUUGCUCUUUCUGUAAUACCACAGUACUCGAGAGUACUCACAUUGACUGCACAAUAAACUCAUCACUUUAUUCGAAAAUUCAACAGGGAGUUGAAUUUUACGCCCUGCUCAGGGAUGGCCUUGUUAUCUUGAAAGAAUGAACAUGGUGAAGAGAAACAUACAGUACAUACUAUACUGCAGCCUUACACUCAACACACUUUGCACUCUUUGCUUUGUUUGUUGGCUUUCACGUUUUAGGAAACUAGGGUCGUUUUUUUGUGCAAAAUUUCAGUUCAUCUGCCCCACGUUUGGGGGUGAGGUCAAAUGUACCAUUCUCUUUGUGUUUUGAGAAAACAAUCAAUACCCCUGCAGCAGAAACAGAUGCAUAAGUGCUAAUAUUUAUUGACAUUACAAUAGGCAUAAGAAGUGCACUGCAUAAAAACUACCAUAUAGAGAAACAGAUGUGAAUCUGCACUGUCAGGUGGAAAAAGACUAUACUGGGUUAUUGUUUUCAUGAAAUUAUACAAUAUGUUUUUUUAAGAACCUACUGAACCUUUACAUAGUGGGAAUGAAGUUUAAAAGCAGCUGUUUAUGCAUAGGUGCAAAUACCAAGUUUCCUGCAAGUUUCUACAAAUAAAUCAAAUUCCUUUUUAAGCAUAUUAUGAUUUACAUUAGAAACCUACAUGAUGGAUAAGGACUAACCUAAAAACCAUUUAAUCAAUGGCUUGUGUUUAACUUAAUUACUAGCUUAAGAUAUUUAAUUUUACGUUUUGUCCGCUCAAAGUGGUGUCUUUCAGUUCUGGCAUGUGAGCUGCGUACUUUCAUGCUUAUGUAACUAACUUCUAAGCCUUUGUGGGGUUGAUAGUCCACAUUAAGUAUUUUGAUAAAUCGGUGUCAUUUUCUAGAUCAAAAUCCAUGAAAAAAAAAUUGAAGGAGGAUUUUUUAAACUUCUUCUUUAGCAAAAAAUAAUACCGGUACAUCUAAAAAAAGAAGCUAACUAAAGGUUACAGAAAAUAAGUACAAAAUAAACCACUUGCAAUGAAUCCAGCCUUUUAUAAAUCAACUAGAGGUAACUUUUUUGUCAUUUAAAUAAAAAGAAAGGUCAGCAAACCACUUAUUAAUCUAAGGGUAAAAACCAUUAAUUUGAGCUCAUUCAAGUUAGAGAACCUAAAAACUAUUUUACAGCCACAUAGAACUUGCAGAAACAUGGAUUACUCUUUAAACAGCACAGAUUUCAACUAAAAAUGGACAUUAAAAAAACUUUGGAAGCAACAAUUUAAUCACACAUCAAGCACAUAAGAAAUUUUACCAAAGACAAGCUUUUUAAUUCAGUCCUAAGGAGACUGGAAGAUAAAGCCACUGCCUAUAUCCUUUCCUCCUGGCUUGACUUCCCUGAAGGAAACAGCUGCACCCAAAAUUAGACAUUCCCAGUGGAGGGAGUGUUGGCAUGUCAUUUGUCUGGUGAGACUUUUCCGUUAUCUGGCUCUACCUGUCCUGUCAAUGAGCCCGCUGAAUAACAUGAAUGUUGCCCAAGUAUGAGGUCAAUUGUCAGCUAAGGCGUUAGGCCUAUCUGAGCUGAGGGAACAAAGCAGAUAUCUGCAACAAACAGGCAAGAGAGGGCAGGUCCUGAUAAAAGAGGAGAGAGUUAUAUCACAAGCUGAACAGCAUAAAGGAGGAGACACACGGAAGCAGACAUCCCGCCUCCCCCCCAACCCCACCCCCAACUGUAGCAACAGCCAACAAAAUAUCAAAAAUAGCUGUAAUUGGUAGCUUGAUCUGCACUGCAGGAUAAGAGCAAAUGUGUAUGAACAAGAGCUGAUGGUAGACAGCAUCAGCAGCGUGGGUGGGAGGUGCCCGACUUCAUCCAAAGCACAAACAGGAUUCCUUUUCAUGUAAGCUGCAGAAUCAGAUUUCACAAUGCAGAGGAAACCGUUGCUCCGAGCUCGCAUUGAUAAACCCAAGCUUCUAAACAGCUGCUUUUAAACUUCCUUUCUCCUCACAAGUUCGGGGGAUGGGAGCUUUCAAAGUGUUGCAAAAACAUUGGAACUAAAAUCAACAUAUCAGCAAAGUGCAGCGUUCGCCAGGCUUUUGUCAACUCAGCAUUCGGAGCUCAGAUGACCCCAUGAAAAAACCGAGAGACAUGCCUCUAUAAGUCAGGCUAAAGGGGAAAAAAGCAGGACUAUUAAAACUGUCGCAUCCCUGAUAGUCUGCGUUAUGUCCGCACCUUUAAUGCUUCCUUGCUGCAGUUGGAUGUACUGUCAUCCAUACAGUUCAGACUCCUGCAGAAUUAACUGCCACCGGGGCUAAUUUGACCAACUGUUGGUCUGUUAUCCCGCGCUCAACGCUACAUGCAUGUUAACUUUGCUCUGAAAGCGAGGAUCUUUUUUUUUUUUUUUGUCAGUCUGGCAGGUGUAAAUUCAUGAAUGUCAGGCCUUGUCCUUCUUCCUCAACUGCAGCCAUCUUCUCUUUUAAGUCCAAAUGAAUCCACUCUCAUUCUCACAUAUUUAGCUUAAAAUUCAACCGAUUUAAAACAAAAUCCUUUGUAUGUUGUUAAAAUUGUUUGCAGGCUGCAAAAUGACACUUUGAAUGCCACUGAUUUGCAGCUCUUUAAAAAAACGACGUGAGAGCUUAGCAUUUUCCUUAAAAAAAGAUAUGCUGUUGAUCAGCAUGCUUUCUGUAUAUUCUUGUUUUGGUUAUAAUUUUUUUUGACCUGGUUUUAAGUACUCACAUGCAAAUAAAAAAAAAAGGAGAAAAAAAUGACGCAUUAAUCAGUUUUUAAUCUAUAAUCUGCACAUUUUCCUCAGGGUCAACAUCUGCCUAGCAGAUAUGGGACAGUUUGUGGGGUUUUGUUGUAAAAUCAGUUGCCACACGCAGGUGGUCAUGCGUGCCCAGUGUUCACUGCUGGACGGUGUGUAACCACGGUGAAAAAACAAGACCACCUCGGUGCAGCCAUUUCAGCUAAUUUCAUGUCUCGAUACCAUCCUACAGUCUUGCUAAGACUAUGAAGCUGUUUUUAUGAUAACCAUUUGAACAGAAAAGUCUAUGCUUCCAGCCAGACUGAAAGAAGUGGCAUGUUGGCAUCCACAGACGGCGUCUCAAAAACCUUUACUCUCACUGUAACUAAUGUACUUGAAUAAUUCCAACACGCAAGGCCAUUGAACACAAUUUUGUACAUGUUUAGUUUUAAUGUUCUUUCAUUUUUUUCUGUCCAAGCCUUUGAAAGGAACAUGAAAAAAAGCCUGAUUCUUUGGCUCCUAAUUCCUUGUUAAUUUCAGAUUCCUGUCAGUCAUUUUCAGCUGUUUAGAGUACAUCACAUCUCAAAGGUUGAGAUUGUUUAUGUGUAAAUUUGAAUUUUGUGUGCUUUGAACAGGGACUUUUAUUCCCCCUGAGUAAUCUGUUGAUGUCAGGGAUUUCGGGUAAAUCCUGUAAUCCCAAAAAUAUUCCUUUAAUUAAUUAAAUGAAAAAAAGAAAAAAAACCUCUGGGGUGGGUGGGUUAUUUUGUUUUUACCUCUGUCUAUGUCAGUUUCACAUUCACUGAUAAUUUCUUCUUAUUGCUUUAGAUUAUUUUAAACUUUUUCCAUAUUAUCAGAGACCACGUAAUUGUGAGUUAGCAAUGUAGUCAUUAUUUGUAUUAUUAUUAUUAUUAUUGCUGUUGUUUAAGGGUGAAUUAUUAUUAUUAUUAUUGUUUUUUUCUGCUGAUUUAUACCUCUUGAGAUAUUUGAAGUUUGUUUUACCUUCAUAUCUUUUCAGAGAAUCCAUCAUGUAGCUUGUGUUUGCUUAAUGAGUAGCAAAAUAAUGUUGGUUUUUAUUUUUUUCCUACUUGAAUGAAGAAGUAGACAACGAAAGUUUUAUUUGUACAAAACUAAAAAUGAAACACUGGGCUGCAUUUGGUAUAACCAUUCCAUAGUGCCAGAUCCUGCAUGUCCCUCAAAAUAUAAGGAAAAACCAUCUUUUCAGGAGAACAUUUGUAUAUUUUUUUUCUUACUUCAUGCUAAAAACAUAUUUAAGCAUCCAGGUGAUCCCAAACUAUCACCUUCUUUUGGUUUCAAACCUGAAUUCCUACAUAUUAUCGCAGAUCUCUAAAGGCAAAGAUUCUAAAAUACUGACAGUACAUAUAUGAAUUAAAGCAUCAAACUAACAAUUUAAUGUUACAUUAUAUAUUUAAGUUCAUAUUAAGGACAUCAGUAAAAUACUGAUCAGACAUAGUCAGCUAAAGUACAAGCAUGAUUAACGCAAUUGUGUGCCAAAACUACAGUGGUAACUUCUUAAAGAGGAUACAAAUGUUGAGCAUAAAUAAUCUAGCUUCUGUAAGAUGUUUAAAAAAAAAUAAUCUUGUACAGUUUUAUAUAAAGUUUGACAUGUUGAAAUGUUAUGUACAGGAUUUGAUCAAGCAGUUUUUCCUUUAAGUUAAAUCUUUUUGUUCUGUGUCCUUUAUGUAAGCGUUUAGCUUCAUGUAGCUUUGUUUUCUUUGUUCUUCAUUUUGGUCCUUUUGUGUUGCUUCUGCUCAGUGCUGAAGCAGUGUAUAAUUGCUUACUGCAGCUAUUUUUGACAUCUUAACAGUUUAAUGAUGAUAGAUGCUUAACCAUUCCAAAGGAUUUAAGAUUGCAAUUGCUCUAAAUGUGCUGCUUCCCUCAACCUAAUGUGUUUUUAUGUAGGUGUGUCUGUGCACAAGGUACGUUUUCCAAUGUCCCACAUGCUUUAGACUACGCUUGGGUUUAGCAAAUUCAAAUGAAUACCUACACGUAAAAGCUACAAAGCACGUCGUCACACAGGACAAAGACCUAAAGCUUUUACUUUGUAAAGUAGGGAUUUUUUCCCCCCGCAUUUUUAGAGGCAGCCAUAUAGAAGGGUUUUAGUUCUUUGUUACCAAAGGUUUUGAAGGGAAAAGAAUGAAUGUUUCAUUUGAAUCCAGCUCUGUUUGAACCGAUGGGGUUCAGUUUCAAUGUGCUGUAUUAGUUGAUAGAUGGAUGUGCUAGACACUGACCUUUUUUUUUUUUAUAGAUAUAUCUUAAGUAGGCACCUCUUUAUUUUAUUUUUUUAGAAAGUAGACUGAAUGAACUUAAGUCGCUGACUUAUAAAAGAAUCCGUACUCAGAUUGAGUCUAAAAAUAAUCAAGGCAGUAAGAAAACAAGCAGAUCCAACCUGUUGGUCAUUUGAUUUUAAACAUGUCUGAGAGACGCUGUGCGGCACUCAUUCCUCAAUGCAGAGAAAGUCUGUUUGAAUAAAGUUUUCCUGUAGGGAUUUGCUUUCAGGUUCUGCAGCAUACAGUGGUGUCAUUAACCUCUGUGACCAUUAGAGAGCCUCUCACCGGCCUUUUCCAUUUUGUUUCCCGUACCUCUACGUCUGUAGUGCACCUCCUCAGUGUAAUGUUGCUCUCUUGAUACCUCUGUGUGUUUUUUCCUCUGCACCCUCACCAUCAGUUGCCUGUUGUAGUGACUCCGUGGUGCUGCUUCCUCCUCUUAAAGCACCCUUAUAAUCUGUUCUGUAAAUAACUCUCAGCUCAGCUAUGGCCAGUACAUUCCUCUCUAUGACCUCACAAAACCUUCAGGUGAAUCUGUUAUUUUAUUUUUUGUUAUUUUUAUUUUUUCUUCAGCAAACCAAAAUCACUACAUUUAAGUAUUACAGCUGUACAGUUCAAUGAAUUCAACACACAUAAUGUGCUGGUCUUAGCUGCUCUGUUUAUCUUUUUAUGGCAUUAUUUUUUACAUGUUAGACAAUAUAUUGUGACCAUGUCCUAUGCAAAUAUGAGAAAUAACAGAUUGUUGAAUAAUGUAUGUUGUCAUAACUUGUAUGCAUGAAAUAGUGAGGUUUACAUUUGGAAAUAAAUUCAUAAAAUAA
This is a messenger RNA of Cyprinodon variegatus (sheepshead minnow), 7442 nucleotides long. RefSeq names its product Kruppel-like factor 13 (gene klf13). Gene Ontology annotation, biological process: regulation of transcription by RNA polymerase II. The record is from RefSeq and is a predicted model, not a curated record. The transcript is spliced from 2 exons. NCBI's taxonomy places the organism in Eukaryota, Metazoa, Chordata, Actinopteri, Cyprinodontiformes, Cyprinodontidae. Gene Ontology annotation, molecular function: DNA-binding transcription factor activity, RNA polymerase II-specific; RNA polymerase II cis-regulatory region sequence-specific DNA binding. Bases 413 to 1198 code for a protein of 261 amino acids.